AUGGUGACCCUAAGCGUUCUCACCUUUGAUUCGGAGGGCCGCCCGAUAGAGUUCGACUCUUGGCUCGAUAACUUACAACUAUUCUUACUGAGCGACUCUAAGGACGGUAUUUCGCUGUUUGACCUCACUUCUGGCGCCUCUGUCGCCCCUGCUGACAGAGCAGACAGUGGGACUCGCUCACAGUGGCUUACUCAGCUGUCCGCCUUUGCCACAGUAGCCAACCUCGUCACUCACCUUCGCACUAGUGACAUUCGCUACAGCGCUGCGAUUCCAGCCGAGUUUCUCGCCAAGAACCCUCCUCCCAUGUACAUCACUCUCUACUUCAUAGUCACACGCCUCCCCGACUCUCUUAGCGCUGUCAGGGACCUCCUUCUCGCCCUUGACCCCACCACCCUCAAUGUCGACCUUCUCGAGAAGCACCUCCUUGCAGCUGAGACUAUCAUAGUCGCUGUAGGCGCUUCUUGUGGCACUCCUCGCACUCCCUUCUUUGAGGGGUGUUCACCCUCCUCCCUUCUCCCCUCAGUCGCCUCUGCUGCUGCUGCUCACUACCUUCGUGCUGAGGAGGUAGGAGCUGCAUCUGCCCCUAGUGGGAGGCACCGCAACGGUAGGGGCAGGGGAGGCAGGGGCAGUGGGGGUGUCAGAGGUGGAGGCGGUGGUGGGAGCGGUGGAGGCGGUGGAGGGGGCGGCGGUGGCGGAGGGAGUGGUGGUGGGGGUGGAGGUGUAGGUGGCGGCGGUGGUGGCGGCUGUGGCGGUAGUGGCGGCGGCAGUGGGAGUGGAGGCGGUGGCAGUGGUGGCGGCCGGGGUGGUACCAGUCAGAGAGGAGGCCUUGGCGGUGGUCAGAGGCAGCAGCAGUAG
This is a messenger RNA of Closterium sp. NIES-65, 855 nucleotides long. NCBI's taxonomy places the organism in Eukaryota, Viridiplantae, Streptophyta, Zygnematophyceae, Desmidiales, Closteriaceae. The record is from the annotation of a GenBank genome assembly.